GCGGGAGUUUCAAGACGCGCGCGAAGCUGCGGAUUGUCGGAUUGAAGUGCGAACUGAAAAGCAAAUAAGGCGGCGCGUGUCGAGUGUUUAUAAUACAAACGAUUUGUUUUCGAAAACAAGCGGAGUGUUUUUAAAAGACAAUUACAUUUCGUCAGCGGAACGAAAGACGGAGGAUCGGGGUCACCUCUUUUGCAUGCCCAACAUCUGCACCACGGAUGCGAAAAAGCUGAUGCGAUUUCAGCAACAGGUGGCGGGCAAAUGGAUCGUGUCGAUGGGCGGGAUUUUGGCGAAAUUUAGACUGCCGAUAGACUGACAUAGGCCCAUUAUUAUUUGCGGCCAAAAGGGGUCAGGCAGUGUGCGCGUGAGGAAAUUGAAUUGACUUGGCCACCGCCGAUCCGAAAUCGAAAUCUGUGUCACAAAUGUGGCACUAAUAAAUUAUCGCACAUUCGCUCGCCGCACUCGCGAGUGCUUCAUUAAUGCAGAAAUCGCAAAUGACGGAGAAUAUCUAGUUUUGCAGCGGCUGCGUUUGUUUAAUUUUGCCAGGAACGUGACAAAAAUUCCCAAGUGCCGCGUGGAUCGGCUCCGUCCAAGUAAAAUACCUUCAUAAGUCUGCGAAUCUACAAACAACAGGGAGCCACGCUUCGCGGAGCAGCGCACACACAAAAAGAACGCUAACUCCGUGGCCUAUAAAUAUCAGUCUUCCAAAUUGCCAAAUCUAAUUGCAGUCCAAUUAGCAGCGGAGCGCCAAUGAAGCGCCAGUGAAAGAAACAGGAAGGGAAGGAACUCUGAAGGGGAGCUGGCCAAGACGAGAACGCAAUUAACUAGAACACAACAAGACUGAGGAGGGAGCUAUGCAAACUCAACAAAAAUGUUGCGUCUCCUCGAAGGAUCAACAUCUGCUGCCAAGGACACUGUCACCCGAAGGGGAACCCAAUUCCUUUUAAAUUAAGCGCCCCCCAAUAAAGGAGCAGUAUCUUUGCACGACUCCCGUCCCCGCGUAAUGUUUGCACACCCCUGUCCUGCGCCAGCUGGAAACUACCAAACAGAACUGCUGCAUCCACUGCUCCUCCUUCUCCUCGUCCUCAGCCCUUUCCGGCCCACUUAUGGAGAGGUCUUCACGCUGGGCUACCUCACGGCCUCGCAACGGCGACCGGGUAACCUGGACUACAAUCGACCCGGCCUCACCAUCUCCGGCGCCAUCUCGCUGGCGGUGGAGGAGGUGAAUGCCGGCCGCCUUCGGGAACGGGGUCACUCCCUACAGUUUGUGGUGGCGGAGACUUACGGCGAGGAGGUGGUCAGCAUCCGGCAGACGGCGGCCCUGUGGACUCAGCAGGUGGCCGCCUACAUUGGCCCCCAGGAAACUUGCGUCCACGAAGGACGCAUGGCAGCCGCUUUUAAUCUGCCCAUGAUAUCUUAUUAUUGCACCCACCGUGAUCCCUCGAACAAGGCUGAUUUCCCCACCUUUGCGAGGACACGACCGCCGGACACCCAGAUCUCCAAGUCCGUGGUGGCCCUUUUGCUGGCCUUCAACUGGACGCAAGUGAGCUUUCUGUACUUGGACGAUGCCAGUGGUCAAUAUCAACCCGUGGCCGAGACCAUCCUUAGUACUCUUGGGGAAGCUGGCGUUAGUAUACGGGACGUUCGCACCUGGAACACCAUCUACCAUCACGGAUUUAUGGACAAUCCUUUCGAGGCGCUGGUGGAACAGACCUUUGCCAACACGAGGAUCUAUCUCAUUCUGGGCCACUAUUAUGAGCACGUUGGCCUGAUGAUGAGUCUCCAGAAGAGGGGUCUUCUAUCUCGGGGUGAUUAUUUCGUCAUAGGCAUUGACAUCGAGCAGUACGAUCCCGCCAAACCAGAAAAGUAUCUGCGAGGACUCCUGCUGGAGGAUGUGGAGCCCUUGGCCGUGCAGGCCUUUCAGUCCUAUCUGGCCAUUGUGCCCACCGCCUCCGUCUCCUUUGCCACUUUUGCCAAUGAGGUCAACAAAUAUAUGGAGCGACCGCCAUUCAAUUUCCCCAAUCCGCUGGGUCCCUUUGGUGGCGUAAAGCAGAUAAGCGCCGAGGCUGCCUAUCUCUAUGAUGCCGUGCAUCUGUAUGCCAAGGCUGUGCUGGAAGUCCUGGACUCGGGCGGAAGGCCCAGGAAUGGAAGCGCCAUUGUGGCGGCCAUCAAGGGCUCCCGAUAUCGCAGCGCCAUGGGCUAUCACGUUUAUAUCGAUGAGAAUGGCGAUGCGGCUGGAAAUUAUACAGUAUUAGCCAGGGGAACAGUGCGGAAUGGUCGCAAUCAGACGGUUCUGGGCCUGCGACCCGUGGGCACCUUCAUCCACCGGAACAGCAGCUUCAGCAGCAUCAGCCAGGCACUGCCCCACCAGGAUCUCAAACUGUUUAGCCCCAUUGAAUGGGUGGGUGGUUCGCGGCCAGCAGCUGCCCCUCGCUGCGGAUUUGGUGGCGAGAAGUGCGUCAAUUACACUGGCGAAAUUUCGGCGGCCAUUGCAGGAGGUACUCUAUUGCUGCUCAGCUUGGUGUCACUGGUCCUCUAUCGCAACUGGCGCUACGAACAGGAACUGGACAGUCUGCUCUGGAAAAUAGACUUUCGCGAGGUGCAGAUCCAUGAGAACGAGAGGGAGCAGCAAAGUCAGAAGCAGACGCGCCACUUGCUAAAUCACUUGCCGCGUCGUCUUCCUCCGCAGUCCACCCAUCCGCUGAUCCGCACCAGCCAGGUGAGCCUGAGUUCCAAUCCGGACGCCGACUUCCGCUACACGACCAUCUUCACGCCCAUUGGACUGUACAAAGGUCAGCUGUAUGCCAUCAAGAAGGUGCGAAAGAAGAGUGUCGACAUCACGCGGGAGAUGAAGAAGGAGCUUAAGCUGCUACGAGAUGCCCGGCACGAUAACAUAUGUGCCUUUAUAGGCGCCUGCACGGAUCCCCCAAAUAUCUGCAUCAUCAGCGAGUAUUGCACCCGAGGCAGUCUUAAGGACAUUCUGGAGAACGAGGACGUCAAGCUGGACAACAUGUUCAUUGCCUCCAUGGUGGCGGACAUUAUACGCGGCGUCAUCUAUUUGCACGACUCGCCCAUUCGAUUCCACGGCGCCCUGUGCACUUCCAACUGCCUGGUGGACUCCCGAUGGGUGGUCAAGCUGACGGACUUUGGCCUCUUUGCCUUCAAACAGGGCAUCGAGGAUAGCUCUACGGAUAUGCAGCACAUGUCGGCCAAAUGUCUGAAGCUUCUUUAUCGGGCUCCGGAGCUGCUGAGACAGGGACCAUCUUCCCUGGUGAUGGGCACCCAGCGCGGGGAUGCCUACUCCUUUGGCAUCCUGCUGUAUGAGAUGCAUGUGCGAAGGGGACCCUUUGGGGAGACGGGUCUAACACCUAUGCAAUGUCUCCAGAAGGUCCUUCAGCCCCAGGAUCAACUUAAUCCAUACAGACCCUCUUUGCAACCCCUGGAAACAGCCUUCGACUGCGUCAGCGAGUGUCUAAGGGAAUGCUGGGCAGAGAGGCCAGAGGAUCGUCCGGAUUUCAAAACCAUCCGGACCAAGCUGAGACCACUGCGCAAAGGAAUGAGACCCAACAUCUUCGACAACAUGAUGGCCAUGAUGGAGAAGUAUGCCAAUAAUCUGGAGGCCCUGGUCGAUGAUCGCACGGAUCAGUUGCAGGAGGAGAAAAAGAAGACGGAUGCCCUGCUCCACGAGAUGCUGCCACGCUGUGUGGCUGAUCAGUUAAAGAAGGGUCAUAAGGUGGACCCGGAGCACUACGAACAGGUCAGCAUCUACUUCAGCGACAUUGUGGGCUUCACAGCCAUGUCCGCCGAGUGCACACCAUUGCAGGUGGUGGAUUUCCUCAAUGAUCUGUACACCUGUUUCGACUCCAUCAUUGGUCACUACGAUGUUUAUAAGGUUGAGACUAUAGGCGAUGCAUAUAUGGUGGUUUCGGGACUUCCGCUGCGAAAUGGUGACCUGCACGCAGCUGAAAUAGCCACCAUGUCGUUGCACCUGCUAAGUGCCGUUGCCGAGUUCAAGAUUCGCCAUCGACCCACCAAUCGGUUGCUCCUUCGGAUUGGCAUUCACUCAGGACCUGUUUGUGCCGGCGUGGUGGGCCUAAAGAUGCCCCGCUACUGCCUCUUUGGGGAUACUGUGAACACGGCAUCCCGGAUGGAGUCCAGUGGUGUCCCGUUGAAGAUCCACUGCAGUUGGCAGUGCAGACAGCUGCUGGAGCGACUGGGAGGCUAUCACUUCCAGGACCGAGGAGUCAUCGCCAUGAAGGGCAAGGGUGACCAGCGAACCUAUUGGUUGCUGGGGGAGGAUGAAGAGGCUCGCACUAGACGCACCUACGAGCGAUCCCAGAGGAGGGGAUCCAGGGCGCUCAACAAGUUCAUCCAGGGAACCAUCAAGCAGGCCCAGGAACAGGCCAAUGACUAUGGGAUACGCUCUUCACUCAAGCAAAAGACUCUACCCCGAAACUCCUUGACCCGCUCCUCCAGCCUGGAGUCGCCUAAGAAGCUAAGAUUUGCGGCUGGUAGUCUCCUAGAGCAUCAUCGCUAUCACAGUGACGAAGCUCUACUAGAAGUAGACUCCUACACGGGAUUGCGAAGAUCAUCGGGAGGAUCCACUCAAUCCAGAUACGAAGAGACUACCCUUUCGCUGACCAUCUCCUGCCAAAGUAUUGAGAUCGUGGGUGGCCAACAGCACAGUAAAAGGCGACCCUCCUCAUAUCCCACUGCCAAUACACCGCUGCUCAUGAACCAUGUGGAGGUCUAAGCCGGAGAAACCUAGUACUUAUUUAACCCAACUACAGGGAACUUAGUGGAAUUUUUGUGUUCAGUAUGUCUAGCCAAGUAUUUGAUAUCGCUUUUAGUGUCUGUAAUGUAAAUGUGGUAAUCGUAGCAUCAGCAUAUUGUGAGAGUGAUUAUAAAUCUAGUCGUUGUUUAAACACAUUCAUGCGCUAACCUAAAUCAAAUAAAAAUAGUCAAUAACCUUAACUAAUUGAUAUGAAUAAAUGA
Molecule: messenger RNA, 4992 nt
Organism: Drosophila subpulchrella
Lineage: Eukaryota; Metazoa; Arthropoda; Insecta; Diptera; Drosophilidae
Product: speract receptor
Exons: 16
Coding region: 1001-4750 (1249 amino acids)
Biological process (GO): intracellular signal transduction; protein phosphorylation; receptor guanylyl cyclase signaling pathway
Molecular function (GO): peptide receptor activity; protein kinase activity; guanylate cyclase activity
Source: RefSeq, a predicted model, not a curated record